Molecule: messenger RNA, 555 nt
Organism: Cydia fagiglandana
Lineage: Eukaryota; Metazoa; Arthropoda; Insecta; Lepidoptera; Tortricidae
Product: lipopolysaccharide-induced tumor necrosis factor-alpha factor homolog
Exons: 5
Coding region: 173-526 (117 amino acids)
Molecular function (GO): zinc ion binding
Source: RefSeq, a predicted model, not a curated record
GCCGACUCGGCGCGCUCGCCGCCUCUUUACAACUACAUCGGCUUACGAAUGAGCUUUUGAUUUGUUUAACUUUUAUAAAAGUUUCCUUGUAAAGCUGUUGACUUGUUUUUAGUAAGAAAGGUGCAGUUCCGUUAAGAAUAACCGUAUCUACGCCUUGUUAUAAGGGUCUACCAUGAACGGUUCGGGGCCGCUGCUUCCUCACAGUUACACUUCAGCACAGAUACAGAAGAAGGACAACGUCUCCAUGAACCAGUCAUUGGCAGCUGCAAUUGGCUCAGCGCCUGUCUUCAAGGCUGGGAUGUCGCCGCUGCUAGGCCCCGAGAACACGCUAUGUGAGUGUCCAUUCUGCAGCGCGAGCAUCAAGACCGCGGUGCAGUAUACUACUACAUCACGCACUCAUAUGGCCGCAGCCCUUUGGUGCUUGGCAUGUUGCCUGUGCUGCGUGCCAUAUGGAUCGGACUCUGCCAAAAACGCGGACCACUACUGUCCCAGCUGUCAUAGAUACUUAGGUACAUACGAAAAGUAAGAAAAUAUAAACUUGAGUGUAAGUUUACU